GCGUAAUUAAUAUUCAUUAGGCAAAUUCGUGCCUGGUUUAUUCAAUCGAUAAGAACGAUCUUCCGCUGUCUGGACGCGUUGUGCAAGCUUUUUUGAAGAUAUUAUGUAAUAUUUAUACGAACAUGGAAGAGGAAGCCUGCAACAAUUUCAAAUCCUUAAGGGCAAAGUUUCAAGAAGAGAUCCAGGUGAGGUGCAGACCUGAGGUCCCUGAGAGACCCAAACGCCUCCCAAAAUCUGCCAUAAGCCGCUCUGGUCUGAUAACCAUGAGCCUUUGUUCAGCUGUGGAAACCAAGACCGCCAGUCAACCCCGGGUCAUUGUGAGAGAAGACCAGAAAACACCUUCAGGAAAACACCCUGUAUGUUUCCCAAGCACAACAUCUGGAGAUGGGCCCAACAGGCAGUCACUUAAAAUGUGGCAUUUGCCCCUCGUGUUGCCGCUUUCAAGCGAGCCAAAGCAUGAUUCUUCCGCACCUCCUUCAAAGAGCAUCACCUCGCCUCUUAAAUGCAUCAUGAAACCAAUUCCUACACCUUUCAGCUCGACCAGAGUUUCACUGUGCGCUAAAGAAAUUGGCAAAAAUGGUCUGGGGCGUGUGAAAAACAGUGGCACUUUUAAUGUUCAGAUGCAAGAGUCCACCGUAAAGACUGCAAGUACAGAAGCCGUGGAGGCCCAGCAGGCUAGGGUGUCAAAUCCUGGAUUGCUGGAUCAUUCAGCUUCACCAAAUGAGUCGCUGACAGAUUCGUCUUCUGGCAGUGUUACGCAUUUCUUUGACCAGCAUGUCCUGAGCACACUAGAGAAAGCCAAGAGGAAGCUCUGUCAGAGGAACCUGUUGGUGUGUGGCAGACCAAAGGGCUUCUACUCCAGUAAAGCACAAGCGCAGCACGCAGAAAGCCCUCCAUCGCCUACUGAAUCUGAGAGUUGUCAGAAGGUUAAUGGAGUAUCACACAGCAGCAUCUCUGUAAUGGAGCUCGGUGGAGUCAUGCAGCCUCAGAAAGCAUGCAAACCUCUUCCUGACCUGGCAUCCUUAGGCCCUACACCCUUAAAGCCACCUAGACCCCCACAUGUGGAUCUGAGCAAAUAUAAGACUGGAUUUCAUGUCUGUGAACCAAGCGAAGCACUUACUGUUGAAUCUGUGCCCGAGCCUGAGAUUGUGGCCACUGCUAAUGCAUCACUUGAGGACGCAAGCGUACGCGUACCUCCCCCCGAAUUUCCAGAUUUUGACAUUUCUGCACCAGAAGCCACAGACAGUAAUGCUAUAAACCUGGAUUUAGGGGCCACGGAGUUUCCAGAGUUUGAUUCGUUGCCUCCACCUCCACUGACAGAUGAAGACGGUGGCCUGCAUUCACAGGCUUUUUUGGUCCAGCAUUGUCCGGGUCAUUUUGGUCCAAAGAACAUGCAGUCAGAAGACGCUCUGAGUCAGUCCUCCGAGGAAAUGAGAAAAGUAGGGACCCUGGCGUCUAAUACAGAAUCAGUGACCUCUGACCUGAGACUGAAUGGAUCACACACGGCCUUCAACCUGAGCAGUGAACACCAGCUUCCAUCAGAACCAAUGUCUUCUCAACAAGAGUGUUUCCAUGAAACCUUUGAUAAUGUUUAUGAGGAUGUGGAAACAGUCCCCAGGUUUUCUUUUGCUCAAAGCUCUUAUAAGUGUAAAGGAGCUCCUAAGAAUCCGUAUGCUGAUAACAGCCUUGUGAAAGAAGAAACAUGGAGGAAUAUAUGGCAUGUCACUCAAUGGUCUAAUGCAGCUGACGAUCAAAAUGGCCAACAUGAUAGAAAGAAGCAGCUGAGCCCUGAACAUCUUGAGGAUAAAGAGCAGAAGAAGAAAGAGAGGCAGCGUCUGGAGAAGGAGAAGAAAGAACAGAAAGAGAAGGAUAAAAAGAGAAAUGAAAUGCACAAGAAAUUUAAAAUCACUGGACUGGAAGAGCCCAUGUAUCACGCCAGAGUGCUGGCGGACAGCAAACUGCGAAAGUACGACCUUCCCGUCAAAAGUGGGGAUCUCAUCAGCAUCAUCCGAACAGUCAACUGCCCCAAGGGCAAAUGGCUAGCCAGAGACACCAACAACAGAUAUGGCUACAUAUCUGUGAUGAACGUGGAGUUGAACAUUAAGGAGAUGCUUGAGCUCGGAAAAAAGGUAUCACAGGCCGCCGGACGAGGCCAAACCGAUGGAGAUAACAUUAGUAUCAGCAGCAGGUCCUCUCAUCAGAAUCCUGUGCUUACAAGUAGCUUCACUGAUGACAGCGAGGAAUGGAUGUAUGAAGAAGAUGACACGUUGUCGCUAUCUGCUGAAAAUGUGAGUCAGAUCAAAGCGGUCUCUAUGCCUGAGAUGUUUGAUAGCAGCUCUUCUGCUCAUCAUCCUUUCAGUGACUGGAGUAUUGAAGACACCCAGACACAGUGAGUAGUUUGAUGCUACAGAUC
This is a messenger RNA of Sinocyclocheilus rhinocerous, 2413 nucleotides long. RefSeq lists its product as uncharacterized. Lineage: Eukaryota; Metazoa; Chordata; Actinopteri; Cypriniformes; Cyprinidae. Bases 123 to 2393 code for a protein of 756 amino acids. The record is from RefSeq and is a predicted model, not a curated record. The transcript is spliced from 16 exons. Gene Ontology annotation, biological process: T cell receptor signaling pathway; protein localization to plasma membrane; integrin-mediated signaling pathway. Gene Ontology annotation, molecular function: protein binding. Gene Ontology annotation, cellular component: plasma membrane.